AUUCAGGCACUUGGCGACCAACGCACAUUUAUGACGAUUGCACCGUCUUGCAGUCACGUGAUCGCCUUCAUAGCCGGCUUUGGACAAGCAAACUCAAUGGGGAAGCCAGCAGGAAGUCACAAGCUGUGGUCACCUGAUGUUGCAUUUAACGACCAUGGAUGAUUUGGUUAACGACCGCAACUGGAACUGACAUUAUCAUCUGCCUCCUGGCAACAUGGCAAUGGGUCCAUCUGCCUCACGCCUUUUGCAGCACCGGAGAGCAGCAGGCACAUUCGGUCUUUGUGAUCAGGUGCCGAAGGGGCCUGGGGGAGCAAGCCAGGCUGCAUCGCCCUUCAAGCCUCUUUCCUUGAUCAGUCAGGCCCAGGAAGCGGCCCUCAACCAGCAUCUGAUGAGAAAGGGGACCAUUCCCAGCAAGGCUGCCGGCGGGCUGAAUCCACGGAACCCCGAAUCCCACGGCAGGGAAGCCCAUUUCUGUCUGAAGCCGUGCAAAAAAAUGUUCCAGGCUACAGCAAAUGUCGGAGUAGCUGGCGACCCCAAGGCCCACCUAGGCAGCUACUCCCAGUCCUAUGGGACUAUCUGCAAGUCUGCCCUUCAGAGCCUGCCUGUAUCCAGUACCUCCCAUCCAGCACUAGCCCCUGGCCCCCAGCAGCCCUGAGCGGCUUCCCAGAGCAGCGUCUCUGGCCACUUGCAGCAGGCAGGCAGGCAGACAGACAGACAGACAGACAGGCCUGCCUUCCUCCCAACUCCGUUGGCAGGCAGCGUGCUUGACUCAGUAAGAUCUGUCUUUGUCCCGUCAUGACCAGGCGUAAGCUCAGGAACUGCCAAGGAGGAAGAUGCCGGGGCACGUGGGUCUUUGCCUGGUUCUGGCUGACUGACAGUUUUUUUGCUCUGGGCCCCAGCAAGCUGAUCUCUUUGUGAGUCCCGCAAGUGGGGGCACUCUCUCCUCUCUUUUCACGUUCGCUGGGCCUGGGGCUGUGCUGCUGAAGCUUUUAAAUAAAGCCUUCCCCUUCCCCCCCAAAAAAAACUUCUGAGGAAAAAGCCUUUUCUACACGGAGUUAAAUCAGCAACACCUGGUUUUUAUUUUUACGCAAGAAACCCUCCUCAGGGUAGGGUGGCUUCUGAACCCUGGGCACUCAGUCAGUCUCGGCCGUGCAGCUAGUUCCCAGCUGCCGGAGACGCUGCACGGCUGGGAAACCUCCACCCUCUGUUUCCCGGGGUCUCUUCUGUGGGGCCUCGAAUGGCACGCUGCGUUCUUCAUGCACUCCUUGGCCUCCGUUCCCCUCUGAGCCUGCAGGAGCCUCUCUGAGGAGGCUCACUUGGAGGCUGGGAGAGGGAUCCUUCGUCCGAGGCUUGCAAAGCACCCACGGAGGGAUGCUGUUUGA
Molecule: messenger RNA, 1382 nt
Organism: Python bivittatus (Burmese python)
Lineage: Eukaryota; Metazoa; Chordata; Lepidosauria; Squamata; Pythonidae
Source: RefSeq, a predicted model, not a curated record